AACUGCCGUCUUUUGUUGUUCUUAUACUCCCUCUGUCAUUGCGAUUGAAACAAUAUGGUUCUCGGACGACUGUUCCACUAUGCCGCAGACGCGGUCCUGUUAUCCACCGUGCUGGCGGGUGUCAAACGAUCGAGUGGUUUUGUACCCGCUACGAAUAACAUCGGCGAUGACACUAUGCGAUCCGUUGCAGAGAAAUAUCUGGGUAUUGGAGAGACUAUCUUCGAUAUGAUACAGGGGACGGUGGUCAAUAGUGCAUACUUCAAGAGAGAUGCGACAUGAUAACAGAGUAGAUGAAGGAGCUUGUCAUUAUUAUAUCCUUAUUGCAAGAAGUCUGCACCUCUGUACUUGACUGUGACUCGGCCAUGGAUAAUGAAGUUUACUGGACGAU
Messenger RNA from Somion occarium, 388 nucleotides. NCBI's taxonomy places the organism in Eukaryota, Fungi, Basidiomycota, Agaricomycetes, Polyporales, Cerrenaceae. The record is from the annotation of a GenBank genome assembly.